GCGGGGCAAGAUGGCGGCUCCCGGGGACGGUGCGGAUCUGGAGGCCUCGCUGCUGAGCUUCGAGAAGCUGGACCGAGCCUCGCCGGACCUGUGGCCUGAGCAGCUGCCAGGUGUUGCUGAAUUCGCCGCCUCCUUCAAAAGCCCUAUUACUAGUUCUCCUCCCAAAUGGAUGGCUGAAUUAGAAAAUGAUGAUAUUGAUAUGUUAAAGGAGUUGGGGAGCCUCACUACUGCUAACCUGAUGGAGAAGGUUCGGGGCCUGCAGAACUUAGCUUAUCAGCUGGGACUGGAUGAAUCUAGAGAAAUGACUCGAGGGAAAUUCCUCAACAUCCUAGAAAAACCCAAGAAGUAGCUGCUGCUUCUGGCGUUUGGACAAAGAUACCCCAGCUGGAUCACUUUAUGUACUGUGGAUCCAGGUGAACCCCAGAACUUCUAAGGAGGAGAACAAAGCUCUCGGUUUAGAUCUUCGGAAGCAAAUGUCUCUAUUGCUUCAACAGCUUGUCUCAUAACUGGGGAGAAGCAUUCCAUACGCAGAUCACAAGGGUUGCUGCAAAUUCCAUUGGCAUUCAGCGUUUAUCUGACCUUAAGAUAUCCAACAGGACGACUCAGCCCUGACAUGCUGUGACAAAGUUACCUGCCAAUUUUUUUAAAUCCACUGUUCAAAGUGAUCAACCCCAGGGUCCUCGCUGGAUUGCCCUCAGAGGCCGCCCCUGUUUGUAACACGUAACAGAUCUUUUGUGAUGGUGGCCAGUGUGCAUCACGACGCACUGGCUCUUUCAUGUGUCUCUUGUCCUAGAUAGGUUGCUCUUCUGUAUGCAAUUUCUGUGUUGAAAGGUUUGAGCAGAGUUUGGGGUGUAGACUGAUAGUUCUAGCCUUGGUUCUCCAGGAGCAUGUGCUUUUUGUGCAGAAAUUGAGUGUCAUCUGAAUCCAGUCACUGCCUUAAAAGAAGCAUAUCUGGUACUUCGAGGAGGACUUUCAAUCUGGUCUAUUCACUUUGUUUGGCUUGUGUCAAGUGUUGUGUGUACUGGGAGCUGCUUCUCACCACUAAACGGUUCUCUUGUGGAAUCUAGACUGACAGAGCAUAGGGAGGGAGGAAGAGUUGUGAGUCAUGAUGGAAAAUAUCUCUAGAGAAUCUUUGGCCACUACAUUUAAACAACAACAACAACAAACAUUUUUCAGCCACCUGCAAAUCACAAUUUAUUUAUGGAGCUAGAAACAGAAGAAAGUUAGAAAUAAGGUUAAAAAGCUGAAAGGCAAUAACGCUUUCAUGUAGAGAGAGCUCCAAGUGGUGGCAGCAGGCUUGUUAGCCCCACUGCAAGGAUCUUCUGCCCAAACAAAAGCUUCACACUUCUGAAAAAAACGUUCCUUGAUGUUUUCCAUUAUAUUAAGAAAACAGCAACCUCAAAACUUGCUUCACCUACAAAGCUAGAAUUUUUGAAGAGAGAAUUUUCUGGUAUCUGGUGUCUUCUGGCACAAAAUUUUGGGAGUUACUCAUCUUACGAUUUAAUGCCUUUUUUUUUCUUGUUGAUGCACUUCUGUAUGCUCAUCCCUGAGAGGAGGUAGGGAGCGUGUUCAGAUAGUUUAUUUAAGAGAAGAAUUUUUUCAUUUCAUCCUGUUUUCUUUUCCUAGAAGGCAGCAUUCUAAGCAUUAGUAAAUAGGUGGUUAUUUUUAGAAUAAAAACAGAAUAUUGAAACAUUGGGUAAAGAACUGUUUGACUGUUUGUUUGUUUGUUUGUUUUCUCUCUCCAUUCAGAAAUGCCAUUUUUAGCAUGCAUGAUUUUCAGAAUUUGUCAUUUCCCAGACUGCAAUCACAUGCGAGAGGAGGAAUGACUUAGAAUAGUACUUGUGCUGCAUCAUUAACAGUUUGUCCUUAGAGCAUUGCAUAUUUCUGUCUUUGCAGAGAGAGGAGACUGUUUUCAGGUGUGUGUGCAAUAAGGAGGAGAAGAUUUUUAAUCAAGUAGACUUCUCUGAAUUUUUACUAAAAUGCUUGUGGCCUUUCAAUCUUCAGUCUGUGGUUGCUUGUUACCAGUCAGAACUAGGCUCAUUUUGGACAGCUCCUGUUAACUAAGUUUAAAUAAUUAAACCCCAAAUUCCAGAAAGAUCAUAUACAAGUACUGAAUAUUUAGGCAUGUCUUGAGUCUGAUUUUUUUUUUUUUUUUUUUUUUUUUUUUUUUGUAAAUGUAAUGGAUUUAUUUCCAUACUUCAAAUUUUGCAGGACUAAGUUUAACAGAGGAACUCCAUCCAUUGAAAGCAUGAAAGAUGGUACAGGAGAAUGUGAAGAGAAGCUAGAAGUGGUAACUUGAGACAGAAAAAACUUGCUGGUGCAAAUUGGUGUUGAUGCAGCUUUAACUAUUAACUUAUACAUUUGAGAUGCAAUAUUAGGUUUGUUUAUCAUAUUUAUAGUGUAAAUACACACACAUAUAACAUUGGGAUACACAGCCUGUAUCACCAAUGUGACUUUGUGCAUAUUGAAGAGAUUUAUAGGUUCAACACAUUCAGGAAUUUGAGAUCUGAAGGAAGGAGGAAUGUAGGGGAAGAUAUCAAAGUCUAACCUGGAAAUAUAUGUGUAUUUUCUGAUAUGUUUAGUAAGUAGUAAGAGAUUUCCAUCUUUUAGCAGUUCUUAGUAACAUUCCUGUGUUUUGUUCCUUUUCCUUUUAAUAAAAAAAAAUGUCUUUACCACAUGCAGAAGUACUUAUCUAUAGGGCAGCAAGUAAUAUAUGCUUUAAAACUGUGAUAUUUAUUGGCUUUGUACUUGUCAUCUGUAGAGAUGAGUCAGUGAUGUAUUUUUAGUGGUAAUAUUUAGAUGUAUUUGUGUGUGCUAUCCAGCAGACUGUAAUCUGUUACUGCUCUGUGGUCUCAUAAUAAACACAAAGCUCGCAGAA
This is a messenger RNA of Rhea pennata, 2878 nucleotides long. It is a transcript of the gene LIN52, whose product is annotated as lin-52 DREAM MuvB core complex component. Lineage: Eukaryota; Metazoa; Chordata; Aves; Rheiformes; Rheidae. The coding region runs from base 11 to 349 and encodes 112 amino acids. The transcript has 6 exons. Gene Ontology annotation, cellular component: DRM complex. The record is from RefSeq and is a predicted model, not a curated record. Gene Ontology annotation, biological process: regulation of DNA-templated transcription.